CCACAGGCCUUCGGUAGAAAGAGAGAGCACCUCCCUACAACUGCAGCAGGACAGUCUUCUGAGAGCUGUUGGAAAAUUACUUCAUAGAUGACGAUGGAAGACGAGCAUGCAGACAAUGGAGAGAGUCUAGCUCUUAAUGAACCAGGUGACAUGGAGGCCAAUCAAAGCUUUCACGGCAUGGACUUGAACCACUAUGCUACAAAGAAGAGUGCAGCUCAGAGCAUGCUCGAUGUCGCCUUGCUGAUGGCCAACUCGUCCCAGCUGAAAACCGUCCUCUAUGUGGGGCCUCAGUACUGUUUUUACAUCCCCCUCGUUGUCCUGCUGGCUCUGUCCAUCACAUUACAGGUCAUAGUGGGGCUGCUGCUCAUGUUCAUUGCAGUGAAGUAUAAUCUGAACGACAGGCGGAAACAUGCAAAGCUGGACAGGAUGAACGAUGUCGCCACAGUCUUCGUCUUCUUCACGGUCCUGAUCAACAUCUUCAUCACAGCUCUUGGAUUUCAGGAACAUAUUGUCAGUUCAUCACCCUCUCCAGUCCUGGCGAUACCAGAGCCUAAGCUGUCCCCUUUGCCCAUAAACCUGAAUGUGACAAUUUAGACCACACUUUGGACCAAAAUCUUUGAACCAUAUUCAAAGAUUAACAGACUUUUAUUGUACAAAUGUCAGUACAUACAGAGGAACAGAAAUACUGUUUUCUUUCACCAUCGAGAUGAAACACGGGUAUGUGUAAAAAAGAGUAAAAGACACAUGAAAUAGAAUGAUAAUAAAUAAAACCGUGGCAGUAGCAGACAGUUUAAGUGUUCAGAAUAAGUAUUUAUAAUAUUUCCAGUGCAGAGGGAGGUGGUGAUACAGUUCAGCAUCCUCACAGGGUGGCCGACCGGCUGGCAGGUGAAGCUGGUCCACAGGGUGGCCGACGGGCUGGCGGGUGAAGCUGGUCGACAGGGUGGCCGACGGGCUGGCGGGUGAAGCUGGUCCACAGGGUGGCCGACGGGCUGGCGGGUGAAGCUGGUCCACAGGGUGGCCGACCGGCUGGCGGGUGAAGCUGGUCCACAGGGUGAAGGGGCCCAGAUGCUGCAGGAUCUUGUCCCUGAAGGCCGGACGCUGAAGUGGGAGUGUGAGGGAUCCUCAGUCAUCCUAAUGGCUUUACGGGAGAGGCAGUGUGGAAAAUGUGAGGGAGGGCAGAGGGACACCAGUGACCUUGCUGGCUGCCUUCACUCUGCGUUGCAGGAGGCGAUGCAGGAAGUAGGAGUUGUUGUGUGAUAGCAUCUAUUUGGACCCUUGUAUGUUCCUGAUGGGAUGUUGUAGACCCACAGUAAACGAGGUAAAAACUUAUGAAGCAUAUUCUCAGCUAACAACUCCAACAAAGACUAAAAAACAAAACAAUUUAUUUAAAUAAAGGAUCACUGUCUUAUUUUUUUCUGGCAUGCCAACAAAUCUGCCUGCAGUGUCUUAUAAACUUUAUCUGCCAUGCUUCUCCUCACUGAACCUGUCUGUUACCAAAUGAACACAAUUUCUAUGUUUUCUUUACUAUCUAAGGUUGUUUUGUACAUAUUACAAUGCGUUAUAUGUUUUCAUUUUACAUGAUAAUACUAACUGAUUUAAAGUGUU
Molecule: messenger RNA, 1605 nt
Organism: Melanotaenia boesemani (Boeseman's rainbowfish)
Lineage: Eukaryota; Metazoa; Chordata; Actinopteri; Atheriniformes; Melanotaeniidae
Exons: 5
Coding region: 88-594 (168 amino acids)
Biological process (GO): cell adhesion; tissue regeneration
Cellular component (GO): membrane
Source: RefSeq, a predicted model, not a curated record